CGAACCGACAACGGUGACCGUCUCCUACAGUUCUGCUCUGAUAAUCAUUUGUUUCUUGUAAGCACUAACUUUAAACACAAGGAGAGACACUGUUUGACUUGGAGACCCCCUUCAUCAAACCAACGCUGGACACAAAUAGACCACAUAGCAAUAAGCUAUCGUUGGCGUGGGUCGGUAGGAGAUUGUCGCUCCUUCUGGAACACGUGCGUAGAUACCGACCAUGCACUGGUCCGCGCUCGGGUGUGCUUACGACUGAACGGACGUAGGAAACAGCUGGCGGUAAAACCAUCACGUCCCCAGCUCGAUCAGGAAACUAAAUCCGUAUUUGAGGAAGAACUAGCUAAACACAUAUCUGUGUUCGACAGCUGUGCUCACCCUGAAGAAGCUUGGAAAAAUAUCCAGGCAGCCAUAGAUACAGCUGUAAAAGCUGUGAAUAAGGUAAACCCAAAGGUGAGUAAAAACCACUGGAUCUCCACCGCCUCAUCCGAACUGAUAGAUGCUAGAAGACUUAUUCCGGCGAGCUCCGAAUUCAAUGAGGAGCGAAAGCUGCACAAGAGGAAACUUACGAAAAGUCUCCGCAAGGACCGUGAACAGUGGUGGGCGACAAAAGCCAAAGAGAUGGAGAAAGCUUCGAGGAUAGGCAACACCAGGCAACUCUUUAGACUCAUCAGGGAAACGGGUGGGAGAAGACAAAUCAUCAGUGAGACAAUCUCGGAAAAAAAUGGCACUAUAAUUAGCUCCCAGGAUAGACGACUGGAUCGUUGGAAAGAGCAUUAUGAGGAGCAGUUUAAUUUGCCCACAGCCACGCUCAACCUUCCGAGCAUCCAACACCUCCCUGAAUGGGAUAUAGACACAGGUCCUCCGUCACUAACUGAGGUUACUAAAGCUGUCACCAAUCUGAAACUAGGCAAAGCAGCGGGACCUGAUGGAAUGACUCCAGAGGUAUUUAAGUACGGUGGAGACAGCUUACUGUCCGGAUUAACUGAGGUACUAGGCAGCGUCUGGGAAUCAGAAGAAGUCCCAUCGGGUUGGUGUAAGUCACUGAUUAUCCCCAUAUACAAGAAGGGAGACAAGUCUUCCUGUGAUAAUCACAGAGGGAUUAGCUUGACUAAUAUAGUAUCUAAAGUCUUAGGCUCAAUAAUCAUGCGUAGACUGAGUGGUGCUCGGGAAGCACAAACACGAGAGAGCCAGGCAGGCUUUAGACCAGGAAGAGGGUGUAUUGAUCAUAUCUUCACCCUCCGACAGAUUCUAGAACAUAGGCAUUCCUACCGGCGUCCAACAGUCAUUAUAUUUCUUGACCUAAAGGCAGCAUUCGACUCUGUCGAUCGAGAAGUUCUCUGGAGAUGCUUGGCUGUAAAGGGAAUUCCGAGAAAAUAUAUUGCACUGAUUAAGGCACUCUACUCGUACUCAUACAGCCAGGUGAGGGCUUACGGCGAGCUGUCAUCUGAACUGAUGACGACCAGUGGUGUCCGUCAAGGAUGCCCAUUAUCUCCUUUUCUAUUCAACUUCAUCAUAGAUGUGUUAAUGGACUUAACCCUAGGUGACUUCAGCGACUCAGGGAUUGACUUGCUACCGGGGAAUAAUCUCGUUGACUUGGAAUAUGCAGACGAUAUAGUCCUUCUAGGCGAAGACGCUGACGAAAUGCAGAGUCUUCUAAACACCUUGAGCCGCAAUCUACGAAUGUUUGGCAUGCGAUUCGCUCCCGCCAAAUGCAAGAUGAUGUUACAGGACUGGACUACAUCGACGCCUAGUUUAAAAAUAGGAAGUGAAGUGGUAGAGCACGUUGACCGCUUCACUUAUUUGGGAAGUACCAUCAGCCCCAACGGGCUGAUCUCUGACGAAAUCUCAGCACGAAUACAAGGGGCUCGUUUCGCAUUUGUUAGUUUACGCCGACUCUGGCGUAGACGAGAUGUUCGACUAUCGACCAAAGGGCGGGUGUACUGCUCAUCAGUCCGCUCCGUCCUCCUUUAUGGUUGUGAGACCUGGCCACUGAGAGUGGAAGACAUGAAAAGACUAGCUGUCUUUGAUCAUAGGUGCCUGCGUUCUAUUUCCCGUGUAAAGUGGCAUAAUAAGGUGAGCAACAUUGAGGUUAGGCGUAGAGUUCUAGGUAAACAGGGGAAAUCAAUCGACGAAGUCGUGAAGCUACAAAGACUGAGAUGGUUAGGACAUGUGUUACGUAUGCCAAGUCAUCGCCUCCCUCGACGAGCUAUGUUAGCGGAUAUAGGGUCAGGCUGGAAAAAAGCUAGCGGCGGUCAAACAAAAACUUGGCAUCAGUCAAUGAAAUCCACAACAGUUGGUCUAAGCCACGUAGGAAGGUGUAGACUUCCAGGCUGGGGUCCUCGGGACGGUAAAAAUCUAUGGUUGGAAACAAUUGGUGACAUGGCUCAAAAUCGUUCUCAGUGGCGCAGAUGCAUCCACUCCUUGUGACUUAUGAUCUCCAAUGAAACUGUUUUGUUCUU
Trichobilharzia regenti is the source of this 2459-nucleotide messenger RNA. NCBI's taxonomy places the organism in Eukaryota, Metazoa, Platyhelminthes, Trematoda, Strigeidida, Schistosomatidae. The record is from the annotation of a GenBank genome assembly.